UACAGAAGGACGAAGGUGGGGCAAAAAUGUCACGAGGACGCGCAGCGUCCGAGUGACAUUUUUGACCCGCCUUCGUCCUUCUUUACAUAACCAAUUAAAACCUAUUGUUUAAGUCACAUGUAUCAGAGCAACCAAAAAUCAUAUAGCACGCGCAAAGAGAAAUUUUGGAUCUUCAUUUCCCGCUUAGAAGUCGACAAGAAAGGACGACAUAUCAAAAGAAAUGGAAGUAGACGACACAUGCGAGGGUUUUUUUGAUUUGGGUGGGCUAUGGGACACCACAAUUGACGAUAUUACUCUUUCGCAAGCAAGUGAGCAGAUAGAGAAGGAGAUUGAGUGCGAAAAUUUGUUGGAGAACAUAACGUUGUCUCAAGCGAUCGACUUGUACAAUCCCGGACCUGCCGACAAGGAAUCGGACUACUUUGUGGAUUUUGACCUCCUUGCGAAAAAAGAGGGAGGAUCUAGCAUGCCGGUGGGUCGCUAUGAACAUUUUGUAAAUGAUAAAGACUUGAAAGAUUUGCUCAAUUCGACAGAAAACAAAAACACGCGGAAGAACACAAAUUGGUCGGUAACUACAUUCAACGACUGGCGCUCCGCUCGGAUGAUGAUGACAGGGGACCAGAUCCCGGAUAUUCUGGCCUUCUCAGCAGAGGAGCUUAAUUUUUGGCUAUCAAGGUUUGUUGUUGAAACGCGACGCAAGGAUGGCAAGGCCUACCCUCCUAAAACACUUUACAUGCUUUGUACUGGACUUUUAAGACAUCUUCGAGAAAACGGAGUGCAUUUUAAUUUUCUUGAUGAGAAGAAUUCCCAGUUUUACGAAUUCCGGAAAACUCUAAGCGCGCGGAUGGCAGAACUUACCGCACAAGGCGUGGGGACAUCUACUAGGCAGGCCGAGCCAAUUUCUGAAGAGGCAGAGAAUAUUCUGUGGGAGAAGGGUCUCCUCGGUAACAGUACAGGAGAAUCAAUGCUAAACACCCUGUUUUUCUACAAUUGCAAGCUCUUUGGUUUGAGAGCUGUUGACGAACACAAAACAUUAUCCGUAGACCAGUUUGAGCUGGGUCAAGACCAGAAGGGCAAGUUUAUAAAUUUUACAGGAAGGGCAAACAAGACCUAUAAAGGUGGAUUGUAUCAAAGACACGUGAGCGCAAAAUCUAUAAGGCAUCAUUUCCAGGGCGAAAAAGUCUUCAAUAUCUACAAGGAAUACUUCGAUCUGGUGGUGGUUAAUUCAGAAAAUAACCGAUUUUACCGGCGACCACUGGCAAACGGAGAAAACAACGAAGUCCGUUUCAGUGUACAGCCUAUUGGAGUCAACAAAUUAUCUACAAUUAUGAAAAAUAUGUGUGACAAAGCCGGAAUUCCCGGAUUCUUCUCUAAUCAUUCGGGUAAGCGCACCUGUGCAACCGCUCUUUACCAAGCCGGGGUUCCGGAACAGGAAAUCAUGGAACGCACAGGACAUAGAUCCAUCGAGAGUGUCCGUAAAUAUAAGCGUCCGAGUGAAGAGAUGCUGCGUGAUAUUUCCAAUGCAUUGGAGCCAAAUGAACCAGUCAGCAAAAAGGCCAAAAUCUUGGAUGGAAUUGAAAAUCCGAAGUGUGGAGAUUGUAAAAACAUGUUCAAUAACUGUAAAGUAUAUUUCAACCUUUGAAAGAGUCUUAAGUGUUGAGUAUUUUUUAUUUGUUAAAUGCCGUGUGUGAACUAGUUAUGUUUACCCAUACAGCCUGAGAGGCGAAAAACGCACUAGAUUUCUUUGUCAUUUUUUGUUGAAUAAAAUUGAUGUCAAUUUGCAAUGAAAAAAAUUAUGCAAAUGAUGUGUUGCGUCAUGGUUUUAUUAGUGAAGUUUCACCACGCCUACUGGGUAUCAGUGGUUAUGUACAGAUACCCACAGUUAAGAUCAAAAGAAAUUUACCGCAGCUAU
Messenger RNA from Magallana angulata, 1909 nucleotides. Its product is annotated as zinc finger MYM-type protein 3-like. The transcript has 2 exons. Gene Ontology annotation, biological process: DNA integration; DNA recombination. Bases 221 to 1639 code for a protein of 472 amino acids. The record is from RefSeq and is a predicted model, not a curated record. Lineage: Eukaryota; Metazoa; Mollusca; Bivalvia; Ostreida; Ostreidae. Gene Ontology annotation, molecular function: DNA binding.